Messenger RNA from Pongo pygmaeus (Bornean orangutan), 6026 nucleotides. RefSeq names its product aspartate-rich protein 1-like. The transcript is spliced from 17 exons. NCBI's taxonomy places the organism in Eukaryota, Metazoa, Chordata, Mammalia, Primates, Hominidae. The record is from RefSeq and is a predicted model, not a curated record. Bases 295 to 1470 code for a protein of 391 amino acids.
AGUCGGUAGCUGGCAGUGGAGGGAGAAGGAGCUCCGACUGUGCUCUUAGAGCAGUUUUUGUGCCUCUCGGCGCUUGUCGUGCGUUUCUUUUUGAAGUAAAACAGCAGGUCCCUGACCUCAUAGACCAUCCAGUUUGGGAGGUGGCGGCAGACUACGGGCUGAGGCCCCAGAUCUGCCUGGGGUCAGGCUGCUUCUAAAAGUGCAGGGCUACCCUCAGUAGUGUGGCUGCUAGGGCAGCACAGUUACAAUUUCAUCGAAGGCUCAGGCAGGAGUGGAGAGGAGUGUAGGUGCCCCAUGUGGAAUAUACUGACCUGUUGUGUGUGCCACAAAGUCAGCUCCAACUGUGGCUGGCACAGGGGGAAGGCGGCAUCCAGUUAUGAAUCUGAUAUUUAUGAGGCUGUGGCUGCUGCAACAUCAGAAUCCAGUACUGUAGAGCCUGGCAAGCUGGAUGUGGGAGCCACGGAGGGCCAAGAUCUGCAGCACAUCAGCAACCAAAAGAUGCCCACAGGUUCUGUUCCAGAUCUGGAGGAUUCUGCACUUGAUAUUGUGGAGGACAUGUUACCUGAAAGGGUGAGCUAUACAGCCCAAAAUUCCUACCCUCCUGUUCCAGACCUGGAGGAGUGUGCGCUUGAUAUUCUGGAAAAUAAGAAGUUAUCUCACAUGGUCAACUAUACAGCCCACAAUUCCUACCGUCCCCCUGAGAACUGCCUGAGUUUAAAAUUUCUACCACCAAGUGAGGAAGAUGAUGAUGAUGCCCAGUUUUCUGAAGUCAUCAAGAGACUAACAGAUCGGUGUAAGGGGUGUAGCAGAAUUGAUCUCAUCCUCAUAGUAUCUUCUUUUGUCUCAUUGCAGAUUUUGCCAUCACCUGUCCAGGAUUCUCCUGAGGACAACCUGAGUUCAGUAAGCCUACCACGAAAUGAAGAUUAUGACGGUGAUGAUGAUGAUGAUGAUGAUGAUGAUGAUGAUGCCCAGAUUUUACCAUCACCUGUCCAGGCUUCUGUUGAGGACAAGCUGAGUUUAAUAUGCCUACCACCAAGUGAAGAUGAUGAUUGGGAUGAUGAUCAUCAUGAUGCCCAGAUUUUACCAUCACCUAUCCAGGCUUGGCCGGAGGACCACCUGUUUUUAAGACGCCCACCACGAUGCAAACAUGAAAAAGAUGAUGAUGGUGAUCUUGAUGCCCAUAUAACAGCUCAGAAAGAAAACGACUUGACGCUGGAGAGUCUAAGUGAGGAGGAGAUUCCUCCAGCUUGGCCGGAGGACCGCCUGUUUUUAAGACGCCCACCACGAUGCAAACAUGAAAAAGAUGAUGAUGGUGAUCUUGAUGCCCAUAUAACAGCUCAGAAAGAAAACGACUUGACGCUGGAGAGUCUAAGUGAGGAGGAGAUUCCUCCAGGUAGGCAACUACGUGCCAGGAAAAACCCAAUGGGAAAAGGUUCCCAGGAGCCUCCAGGUUAUCCCUGCUGCUUGUGAGGAGGGGCUGAGGGAGGGGGUAUGAAAUCAGAAAGAAAAUGGAAACGUGUGUGAGGUCUGGCUUGUUGUUUUCAGAGUUUCUUGGCAUCAUGGUAAGAACUGUCUUUAUGGGCUAUGAGGGUGCUGCGUUCAUGAGAGAUUAUCUUUGCAGUGCACCUGCUCUUUUCUGCCUGUGGAACAUCAGAGCCUUUGGUUUGGAUUAGUCAACACUCCUUGGGAUUGUCCACAAGGGGUGUAGGCUUAAGCACUGGGUGUCAUCUGUGAUGAAGGGAAUCUGGGGGAUGCAACUCUCUCACAGGCAUUUCCUGGAACCUAGAGAAACAGUCCUUGUGCUAUGUGCCAAGGGGAAAUCGAGAAUCACCCUCUGAACUUUCAGGACUUGUUAGUGCACAUUCAUGUUUCUGUCCUCACUGUGCGCUCUUGGUUUAAAGGGAUCUCCCGGGGUGGAUGGUGGAGUGAAUAUUCACUCUGGGCUCACUGGUAAAACUCCAGUCUCCUUGGAAGGGAGGAGGAAAGUUUGACCUUGAGCACAUUUCCAGGCUCCACUUCCCAACUCACUCACAGAUUCUGAGAUGAGGCUUCUUUCUCCCCAGUUCUCUAAUUUUUGGGGUAGCCAGGAGUUCCUUCCCACAAAAGAUAGUAUCACACUGUUUCCUGUCUUCAAAAAUUUGGCUUUGGUUUUGUUCUCUAAGUUGAUAUUGAUCACUUAAGUUCUAGACUUUUCUUUUUCAUUCUUUUUUUUUUUUUUUUUUUUUUUUGAGACGGAGUCUUGCUCUAUCACCCAGGCUGGAGUGCAGUGGCGUGAUCUCGGCUCACUGCAAGCUCCACCUCUGGGGUUCACGCCAUUCUCCUGCCUCAGCCUCCUGAGUAACUGGGACUACGGGUGCCCGUCACCACGCUUGGCUAAUUUUUUUGUAUUUUUGGUAGAGAUAGAGUUUCACCAUGUUGACCAGGCUGGUCACGAACUCCUGACCUCAGGUGAUCUGCCCACCUCAGCCUCACAAUGUGCUUGGAUUAUAGGCAUGAACACUGUGUCUGACCAGGGUUAUUUUUAAUGUAAUUGUGGCUAUCUCAAGUAAUGGUGCUUUGAGUGUUUUUGUCAGUGGUUUUGGAAUAAUACCAGCACUCACUUCUGUGGAGUAGACUGUUAGAAGGGGCAUAUCUUUCACUAUCAUAAAUAAUGCAAACUUUUUCCAAAAUGAUAACACCAAUUCAUGCUCCUCUAACAGCAUAUGUGAGUAGCCAUUUCUCCAAAUCCUUGUGGGCGCUUAGUUUUGUCUCUUUCUAAAAAUUCCAUCACUGUGGUUAGCCUUUCAUUUAUAUAACAUAUUACUUAAGAUGUUUACCAAAAAGAAAUGUUGUUUUACUCUAAUGAUGCAGCGCAGUAGAUUUGUUUACACCCGCCUCACCACAGACACGUAAGUAAUGCAUUGCGCCGACAUUCCAACAGUUACGACUUGGCAAAAGGAAAUUUUCAGCUUUGUUAUAAUCUUACGGGACCACUGUCAUACAUGUGGUGUGUCAUUGACCAAAAUGCCAUUCUGCCACAUAUGACUUUAGUUAAUAAGCAGGUGCUUAAGAAUGAAAAUAAUAACAGCUAUAAAUUGAGUAUAUGGGCACUUCUGUAUGUUGCCUCCUUGAAGUGUCACAAUCACUUUGAGACUGAAUUAGUUUUGUUAUAGUCAUUAUACACAUGAGGAACGUGGGUGUCAGUUAAGUAAAUUACUCAGGAUAGACACCAAGAGCUGGAUCUCUUUAACACCAAAGGCUACUCUAUAAACUAACAUGCUACACCACCUGUACUGGCAAAGUAGACUUACCAUAAAAUGAAAUUUCCUUCCACAGCUGGGCGUGUGAGCUCAGUGAGGCUGCUGUUAACCAUUGCUCCAUGGGUCAGAAAUUGGUCUUGCUGAAACUUGGCUGGAGAAGCUCUUGGCUCAGGGAGUGAAAAGUUACUGACAGGUUAUAUGAGUGCAAUUGAAGGAUUAUGCUUCCGUAGAGCAUGUGGUGGAAUGAGAACAGAGAGAAUCAAAGAGAAUCACCCAGAGCAGGACACCGUCUCAAAAAAAAAAAAAAAAAAAAAUUGCCCAUCUAAUAGGUUAAAAAUUAGAUACAGUCAACCACACUGGGUCUUACUGUAUAAAAAAAAAAAUGUACUUUUAGACAGUGAUAGGAAAGAAGAAAAAAAUUAAAAUAGUUGAUAUGUUCUAUGUGAGACUGUGGAAUAAACUGCUUUUAAAUAGAAUUUUGUAUGAAGUUCUUUAGGCAAUAAGUAAAAAUGGAAGGGAAACCAAACAGCAGAGAGCAGCCAGGACCACAGUUGCCUGCGGAUGCAGAGACUGUGGUGGAGCCUGGAAUGCACCAAAGACCACGAGUCCCCGUGGGCAGUCAGUUCAGUGACAGCAUCACCAAUUGUCUGAUUGGCAGGCACCCCAGUAGCACAUGGACAGAACAAGGAGGCCUAAGAUGAGUCCAGGCCAUGGAAGGUCUCCAGUGAGGGGAUCUUGGAAGUUGUGAAAAGCAUCCUGGAGGGGGAGGUAGUCCUGCAGCUUAGUGGUCCAGUUUCCCGCACUGGUCUUACUUGGUAUGGCAUAGAGGUGCUCACACAGCAGCCCCCAGUAUCCUCCCACUUCCCUAAAAGCUUAAACAUACCACGAUGUGUAUCAGUUGCUUAAAGAGCACAAUAGCACAUUACUGAAAAACCAAAAUUGCAGAGAAGUGGCCUCAUUUCCUGGAAAUGUUUCAGGAAGUGGGAGGUGGUGAGGCUCCACUGGGGAAAUGCUCAUGACCAAAGAAAGAUGAGGCCUGAGGACUGGUGGUUAGGCUCAGCCACAUGGAGUCCACGUCAUGCCCUGCAAGAGCAAUCUGGUGGGGUGGUGCUGGGGAGGGGAGAGGGCCAGGGCCACAGAGCCUGUGCAGGGAUUCAGAACCAGAGGGCUCCUCAGAACGGGCAUAGGAGAUGGUCUGUAAGGACCUGUCCCACUCCAGUGAUGGCAUGAGGGACAGGGAGGGAGGAAAGCAGCCCCACAUAGGAGGACGCCCAGGGUGGGGAAGCAGGUCUCAGGAGAGCUAGGUUUCAGUCCAAGCAAGAAAGGAAAGAAUGUUCCAGGGAGAGGCUGAGGCCCUGGGGCCUCCGGAGGGCUUGGAAAAAAGGUUUCAGCAGAUGGAAUCAGAAAAGGAGUAUUCAGGGCCAUGAAGGGGAGGUGAGCUGAGCUUCUUGCAGCCCCUGAUGCAAACAGGGAUGAAGGACAUAAUGAGAUUAGUCCUGAGUCUGAGGCAGAGAGCAGUGAGGAGGCUGUGAGUUUGGGAAGGGAGGGAAGGGCCUGGCUAAAAGAAGGCAGGGUUCUGGGCCCUCUACACUCCUGCCAGGGAAGGUCAGAGCCCAGAGAGGCCCAGGUCUCCCUCCUUGCACCUGCACAAACAGGUGUACCCCUGGUAAGGGGGUGCUCUGUAGACUGCUGUGGAGUGAGGGAGCAGCUUCUCCUGGGCAUAGGACCCCAGGCACCUGCAGGAUGCAGGACUCCAGGCUCCCUCAGAUGCCUGCUGAUGGGUCUCUUCUGAGGGGCCAUAAACUGGCUUCCUGGGUACCCACAAUGUAUAAGGCACUUAUUUUCAGUAUGAUGCCCCAGCACUGCCAAAAUCAUACCCAUUUGUGAUAGGCACAAUUACUAGCCCCACUUUAGGGCUAGGAAAACUGAGGCACUGAGCAGUUAAUCAACUUGCCCCAGGCUCCAUAGAUAAACAGUCAGUGUAGAGGUGGGGUCUCAACACAGCAGGCUCCCUCCAUAGUGUGGGCUUAUAGCCACUGGCUGUCCCUCUGCCCUGGUCCAGCCUCAGCUGUCUGGGGUGGCAGUUUGUGCCUUUGGGCUACAGUUGAAUGACCAGUUGCCUCUUCCAGGCUGGCUCCCAUACCUCUCCCGGCAGCAGCUUCUUAAAUCCCAGAAGCUGAUAAUGUUGUGGUAAAUGGGCCUUGGAGAAUGGAGGCAAGGGUAUGGUGCUGAGGACUUCUAGGUCCCAACAUAGGCUGUGUUCCUGGCCCUCCCCUAGUAACAGAGGCACCUCUGUCCCUGGUCAUUAGAGAUGAGUUCCCGCAUCUCUAAUUUCUCCUCAGCCUGGACUGCAGAGGCGGGAGCCCAGGAGAUCCUUGCGUGGAGGCUGCUUAGUGGGAUGAUGUCAUAGUGCACAAAGCUGGGAGCCUGCCCUCAUUGAAAAGGGAUUGUCUCUUCUUCAUCCAGGGUGAAGCCCUUCUGUGGAGCCGACCAGGGUGCUGACCCAAAGGGCAGGCCCGCGUGUGCUGCAGGGUCCCCAGCUUUGCCCCUGGAGGUCUCAGUUCUCUCAACGUUCUGAGGAAAACUGUUGGCCCCAACAGAGAGCAAACCUCCAAGGCCACCUCCAACCCAUCCCCAGCACUGGGUUUGGCCUGUACCAUCCAGGACCUGGUGCUUCUGGGCCUGGCAUUUCGCCUUUGGCAGGAGAGUGAGAAGAGACGUGACCGUGGUCCAGGAAUGGAAAGUGCCAUUCCAACUUGAAAUAAAGAGACUGAGCACUUUUAUUCA